CAGAUAAACCUUUUCCACUGUGACUGUCCGAACCCGAAGAAGCCAUGGGAGCAGUCACCCUGCUCUUUUCUCCACCACUAUUUUCUCUCAGACCCCUCACCGCAACAACAACAACUGCUACCUCUAACUUCUUCUAUUCUCCGCCGCAUUUUAAGUUCAAGCUCAAACUCAACCCCUUAUCUCCGUCGCCAAACAACAAUUCUUUCGUCAUUCGCGCAGACGAUGGUGACGCCGACGGUGGAGACCCCGAUGACUACGACAUGGACGACGAUGAGCUCGAGGAGGUCGACAACAAGAAAGACUUCGACAUUGAGUACGACACAUUAGCCGGGGCCACCGCAGCAUCAGCCACAAUCGUCGUUGGCGCGGACGAGGACAUUUCCAUGGUGCAGAGCAAGAGCUUCGUCUCGACUCAAGGUUGGGACUCGGAAAUGGUGGUGGAUUACAGGAUUAACGAGGAUGAGUUCCACAAGAUUAGCCUUUUCCAUUGUGAUUUCUUCAUUCGAAAACCCCCAGAUCCAGAUAACGAUGUCUAUGAUUUCAGAGAGAUGUAUGUUACUCCUCCGGACACAGAUGUUUAUGCAGUUCCCAGGGUUCUCGCUCCAAUGCCUCAGAAGUAUAUUCGGUGUGCUAAGAGUGAUUAUGGAUGCUACAAUGUCACAGAACCACCAAUUGAUGCACCUAGAGAUCCAUUAUAUAAAAGUGAUAGAGAGAUCCUCAAGGUUUAUUUGACAAAGCACUACAGAAACCGAAGGUUAGGUGAUCCAGAAUUUGUGCUGGAUUUUGAGGAGAUCUAUGUUAUAGAUUCCAAAACAAAAUCAAUUACCAGAGCAAAAGUUUUGGUCACAAUCCCGGAAGGAAGGAACAGAGAUAGAAAAAAUGACCUUCUUGUUAUACGUGAUAAUGGGAAUUCCUUCAAAAUAGUUCCUUCGAAUGAAAGAGAUGACCCUACCACAGUGAUAGAGAGGGAAGAGUGGACAAAAACUAGACAAGACAUGGAAAGACAUCUUAGGAAGCUAAGGGACUUCAAUGUUUCAAAUUGGUUUUAACAUUCUGGCUGGCCGUGUUAGAUCCAAGACUCGCUUACCUGUCUCAAGCUACUUCUGAUCAUCGUCCUGCUGAGAUCAAGUUAAUGUUGUUACUACUGAGGAGAUGAGCCUGCAAGACAUGGCGGAUUUUUUAGACGAAAUCAUCUCAACAUAAUCGACAAGUGACUACAAGUCAGCCGUCGGAUACCUAUGUCGGAUUUAUAAAUGUCUUAUGGAUGACAUGUUUGAGGUUAAGAAAGCCUAUAAGCUUCAAGCUUCUUGUAGAGUAGAGUAGACUGAGGGUAGGUAGAUUGCUAUGUUGGAUUUAUGACAAGGCUAAUGAAAUUUUGAAUAUUUUUUAAA
Humulus lupulus (European hop) is the source of this 1391-nucleotide messenger RNA. RefSeq names its product PLASTID TRANSCRIPTIONALLY ACTIVE protein 6, chloroplastic. NCBI's taxonomy places the organism in Eukaryota, Viridiplantae, Streptophyta, Magnoliopsida, Rosales, Cannabaceae. Gene Ontology annotation, cellular component: plastid-encoded plastid RNA polymerase complex. The coding region runs from base 45 to 1049 and encodes 334 amino acids. The record is from RefSeq and is a predicted model, not a curated record. The transcript has 6 exons.